Leishmania braziliensis MHOM/BR/75/M2904 is the source of this 831-nucleotide messenger RNA. Its product is annotated as putative universal minicircle sequence binding protein (UMSBP). The coding region runs from base 1 to 831 and encodes 276 amino acids. NCBI's taxonomy places the organism in Eukaryota, Euglenozoa, Kinetoplastea, Trypanosomatida, Trypanosomatidae. Gene Ontology annotation, molecular function: nucleic acid binding; zinc ion binding. The record is from RefSeq and is a predicted model, not a curated record. The transcript has a single exon.
AUGUCCGAAACCGAAGACGUCAAGCGUCCGCGCACCGAGAGCGGCACGGGCUGCCGCAAUUGUGGUAAAGAGGGUCACUACGCCCGCGAGUGCCCCGAGGCUGAUGCCAAGGGUGACGAGCGCAGCACGACGUGUUUCCGCUGCGGCGAGGCGGGCCACAUGAGCCGCGAGUGCCCGAACGAAGCCAAGUCUGGUGCGGCUGGAGCCAUGGCGUGCUUCCGCUGCGGCGAGGCGGGUCAUAUGAGCCGCGACUGUCCCAACUCCGCAAAGCCGGGUGCGGCCAAGGGCUUCGAGUGCUACAAGUGCGGCCAGGAGGGUCACCUCAGCCGUGACUGCCCUAGCAGCCAAGGCGGAGGCCGCGGCGGGUACGGCCAGAAGCGCGGCCGCAACGGCGCUCAGGGCGGCUAUGGUGGCGAUCGCACGUGCUACAAGUGCGGCGACGCUGGCCACAUCAGCCGUGACUGCCCCAACAGCCAGGGCGGGUACAGCGGCGCGGGCGACCGCACGUGCUACAAGUGUGGCGAGUCGGGCCACAUCAGCCGUGACUGCCCCAACAGCCAGGGCGGGUACAGCGGCGCGGGCGACCGCACGUGCUACAAGUGCGGCAAGCCAGGCCACAUGAGCCGCGAGUGCCCGGAGGCCGGUGGCAGCUAUGGCGGCUCUCGCGGCGGUGGCGACCGCACGUGCUACAAGUGCGGCAAGCCAGGCCACAUGAGCCGCGAGUGCCCGGAGGCCGGUGGCAGCUAUGGCGGCUCUCGCGGCGGUGGUGACCGCACGUGCUACAAGUGCGGUGACUCUGGCCACAUCAGCCGUGACUGCCCCAGCAGCUAA